AUGGGUGGCGAUACAACUGCAACCAAAUCAAUUAGCGGCCGUGGGAAUCCCAGAUCGAAGGCUGUAUCAAGAUCUUCUAAGGUCGGUCUCCAAUUCCCUGUCGACCGUGUCGCCCGUUUCCUAAAAAAAAGGAAUGCUGCAAGAGAUAACAAGAAGAAUCAGAUUAUUCCAAGGCACAUCCAGUUGGCAGUGAAGAAUGACGAGGAGUUGAGCAAGAUGUUGGGUUCGGUGACAAUUGCAAAUGGUGGUGUUCUGCCCAAUAUUCAUCAAACACUUAUGCCGAAGAAGACUGGUGGGAAGGGUGAAAUUGGGUCUGCUUUACAAGAAGUUUAG
This is a messenger RNA of Fraxinus pennsylvanica, 333 nucleotides long. NCBI's taxonomy places the organism in Eukaryota, Viridiplantae, Streptophyta, Magnoliopsida, Lamiales, Oleaceae. The record is from the annotation of a GenBank genome assembly.